AUGAAAUCUUUUAAAUUCAAAUGGGCCUUCUUGGCCCGGGUAAUUCUAUGCUCGCAAUUGAUGAAAAUGUUUGAUUCCGAGCCUUUUGAUGAGUGUGACCCAGAUAAGUUCUCUGGAAUGGAAGAAAGUGAGCUUCUAGAGCUUUUGAAAACCCAAACAGAUAAUAUAAAAACUUCCGUUCACAAUAUUAUGCACGGUGUCGAGGGAGGUGGGAUGUCCCAUAGUUCCUAUGGUACAGAGUCUGAAGAAUUGCCUAGCGAUUCUGGCGUAGAUCCUAAUGAUGGUUACAAAUCAGUUUCCUUAGAUCCUUCCGAUGAUGUUAAAAAACCACUACCUGAGCUUGCAGAUGAACUUUGUUGUAUAAUGGGCUUCCUUCUAAGUAAGGAAUUAAAAGUACAGGAAGCUAGAGAAAAAGUCGUAAAUUUGAUGGAGUUAAUACUUAAAAAGGCUAUCGAGGAGGCUUCUGGUGAGGAUGAUUCAAAUAUUAAAUCCUUAGAAUCUUCACAAGCAGAUGCACUUCAAAUAAUGGAUCAAAUAGAACUAUCUGGAACAAGCGCUUUAGACAUGUAUGGUUGA
Molecule: messenger RNA, 576 nt
Organism: Encephalitozoon hellem ATCC 50504
Lineage: Eukaryota; Fungi; Microsporidia; Unikaryonidae
Exons: 1
Coding region: 1-576 (191 amino acids)
Source: RefSeq, a predicted model, not a curated record